Python bivittatus (Burmese python) is the source of this 1412-nucleotide messenger RNA. RefSeq names its product potassium channel tetramerization domain containing 17 (gene KCTD17). Gene Ontology annotation, molecular function: cullin family protein binding. The record is from RefSeq and is a predicted model, not a curated record. NCBI's taxonomy places the organism in Eukaryota, Metazoa, Chordata, Lepidosauria, Squamata, Pythonidae. Gene Ontology annotation, biological process: proteasome-mediated ubiquitin-dependent protein catabolic process; positive regulation of cilium assembly; protein homooligomerization. Gene Ontology annotation, cellular component: cytoplasm; Cul3-RING ubiquitin ligase complex.
AUGAGAAUGGAACGAGGGGCGGACGCGCCGGCUGCGCCGAGGGCUACUUCGUACGCGUGGGAUUGCUCUCAGCAGCCGCUGCCCCCCAGCAGCCGAGGCAAAUGGGUUCGGCUGAAUGUCGGGGGCACCGUUUUCUUAACCACCAGGCAGACCUUGUGCCGCGAGCAGAAAUCUUUCCUCUGCCGCCUGUGCCAGGGAGAAGAGCUGCAGUCAGAUCGGGAUGAGACCGGCGCAUAUCUCAUAGAUCGAGACCCUACUUAUUUUGGACCUAUUCUGAAUUUCCUCCGGCAUGGGAAAUUGGUACUGGAUAAAGAUAUGGCUGAGGAAGGAGUUCUGGAAGAAGCGGAAUUCUACAACAUUGGGUCUCUAAUCAGACUAAUAAAAGACAGACUGGAGGAAAAGGAUUACACUAUAACCCAGGUGCCACCAAAGCACGUCUACAGAGUGCUGCAGUGUCAGGAGGAAGAGCUCACACAAAUGGUUUCUACAAUGUCAGAUGGGUGGCGCUUUGAACAGUUAGUGAAUAUUGGGUCAUCCUAUAAUUAUGGGAAUGAGGACCAAUCAGAAUUCCUGUGUGUCGUCUCGAAGGAGCUGUGCAGCUCACCCAGCGGCCUUUGCCCUGAAUCCAGCCGGAAAUUCAAGAACACUGAGGAAGGUCCAGAACAAGGAGAGCAGAAGGAUGAGGAGCUGCACCUGCAAGAAGUUGAGGAAGGGCAGGAGGAGGCCCCCAAAGCAGAAGAGGAGAAAGGUGCAGCACAUCUUUAAGCAAAAAGAUGACCAAAGUCAUCAACUAAAGGAUGCCAUCUGUGCAGCUGUUGGGAGAUACCCUUUUUAAAAAUAUCCUUAUGAAAUAGCCCUUUUCUGGCAUCAGGAGCAAAAAUGCAUAGUAGGGAGAUGGAGAUAUGUGUUCUCUAGUCUUGCCCCUUCCAGCCCAUUGUGUGAUUCUGCUAAAUUUCUGUGGGAUUGGGCAUGGUUCACAAAUCUGGGUUCCCAGUUGCACAAGUGUAACUAUGUUUAGCUAAAUACUAUUCUCACUCACAUUUUCUCCAUCAAUCCAAAAAGAUCAGGCGGAAGGGAAGCACAUACAUUCUUCCCUACACCCAUUCUUUCUCGUGAUAUUGGAGGAGGGCUAGUAACAAUAUUCUAAUGGAUGAGCAUCUGCCCUUUGAUACACUUGAAUGCAUGUGUUUCUGCAUGCACACACAGCCACCUCUGUACAUGCUUCAUUUCAAUACUCCAAGAAAUAUUAUAGCCAUUUAUGUAACUCAACAAGACGACAAAUUUUACUUCUAAUAUAAAGCCACAUGUUUACUAUGGAGAUACCCAUAAUUCUGUUAAUUGAGACAAUAAUUAUAAAGUUGUGUCCAAGGAUGCUGUGUAAUAACUCCGGAAUAAAUUUCACUGUCUCAUUA